Petromyzon marinus (sea lamprey) is the source of this 4087-nucleotide messenger RNA. The record is from RefSeq and is a predicted model, not a curated record. NCBI's taxonomy places the organism in Eukaryota, Metazoa, Chordata, Hyperoartia, Petromyzontiformes, Petromyzontidae.
GAAGGGAGUUUCACAACAUGUGAUCCACCAACCAUCGCUGCCUCCGCAGUGCUGGCUUUACGGUGCAGCAUUUGGCUACUGUGAUAACCCUGGGACCUGGCGAUGAGUCCGAGUCCCUGCUUUAGGUGAUCCUGUGGUGAUGGCCCCCCCACUGGCUUCACGAACUGCGGGAACCGAACCGUCCAUGUCGGCAGGGAUCCAUUUCAGCUGGGUCUGUCUCGGUCGGUGAUGUGGAAAAUGUCAGCACUCGGCAGACUACAUCCAGCAUGCCUCUCGCUAUGGCUGUGGCAACGAGCCGCACGCGCCUACUCCAGUCUACUCGUGACCUGGAGAACACUCGCUGAAGAUGAAUCCCUGCAUCGUGCAGAGUUCUCCAUACAAUUGUUCACCCGUGCGCCACUCGCCGGUUCACCUAUGUGACACUACUCGUUUUACACGCAAUGAGUGUUUGGAGCUACGUUCCUGAAUAUAUUCUAGAACGCCGAAUGGAGCAUGGCUUCCAAAUGCAACAACAAAACUUCUAGUUUGAAUUUUUCAAAACAUUGCCUAGAGCCACUGCUCAUCUCAUGGUUUGUUGGUUUAAUUAGUUUUUUUUAGCGUUUAUACACUACAGUUUAUUUUGCUAAGAAGCCCAAACUGAAUUUGUUUCGGUUCGUAACAGGCUUGUCUUUUGAUCUCAUGUGCCCCGGUUACGCGGUCAUCAGCAAAUUCUUGGAAUUUCUCGCCACUCUGAGUUGAUCUGAUGUCAUUGUAGGCAAAGUCUCCAAUGCAAAUAUACUGAUUUGGUCAUGCUGGAUUUUAUAUUAACUCUGGAUAACUUUGCCAAUCUUAUUAAGCAAUGAUUGCUCGAGAGUAAUGGAAAAAUGUUCGUGCAUAUAUGAAGCCUGGGGUUUGCGUGAACUUAUUUUAAAGAGAGCUAAUUGGGAGAUUCCCCUCCCCCCCCUCAAUAGCCUCGAUUGAUGAUAAAAGUAACAAUCAUUUAUAAACCACUUUGCGGUGCACAAAUAAAAUAGACUACAAUUGUGAUGCCAAGUGUGGAAUUAAUGGUACCAUUCCCGGCCUUGGCUAACACCAGUGGCCAGUGAUUUCCGGCACCGAUGCUGGGCCUCCCCUUCAGGCUGCACUCUCCAGCAUGGUGAAGUAUGGUCAAACCAAUCACCAUGGCAUGGCACGGAGAGAGGCCUGCGAUUAGCAGGGCAGUGACCACAAGGGGCUGUACAUUAUUCUAUUGUGCAUCGGCGGUAGGGCUUGGGCGGGGACAUUGCGAGCAGGCGCCGAUGGACCAGGGUGAUGGAAAUGGCAGCCAAAUGAGAGAAGGGACGACCACCACAGAGAAGUUCCCGGAGUGCGGCUUCUACGGCAUGUACGAGAAGAUCCUGCUCUUCCGCCAUGACCCGCAGUCUGAGAACGUCCUGCAGCUGCUAACGUCGGCGGAGAGCGUGAAGGAGGGCGACCUCAUCGAGGUGGUCCUGUCCAGAUCGGCGACUUUGGAGGACAUCCAGAUCCGGCAGCAUGCUCUCUUCGUGCACUCGUACAAGUCGCCCACGUUCUGCGACCACUGUGGGGAGAUGCUGUUUGGUCUUGUGCGGCAGGGCCUCAAGUGCGAGGGCUGUGGACUCAACUACCACAAGCGCUGCGCAUUCAAGAUCCCCAACAACUGCAGCGGCAUGCGCAAGCGACGGCAGUCCACGCACUCGACAGGAAGCUCCGACGACUCGUGCUCCCUGCGCUCGGACAGCACGCCGCUGGCGUGGCGCGACAAGCGCACGGCCUCGUGGAGCGGCCGCCCCGUGUGGGUGGACCGUGCCGUGGCGGGCAAGGUGAAGGUGCCGCACACGUUCGUGACCCACUCCUACAAGCUCCCCACCAUGUGCCAGCACUGCCGUCGCCUGCUCAAAGGCAUCUUCCGCCAGGGGCUGCAAUGCAGGGACUGCAAGUUUAACUGUCACAAUCGCUGUGCCGCCAAGGUACCCAAGGAGUGCAUUGGCGAAACACUUUUCAAUGGAGGAGAGAGCGACGUGGUGAUGGAGGAGAACAGCGACGACAGCAGCGGGAGGAGCAGCGAGCCCGACCCGCAGGGCGACGUCGACAUGCCAGAAGACGCCGACCCGGACUUGUUUCCUGACCGCCCAAUCGGGCAAACUGCAAGCAACAUCCCGCUGAUGCGCGUGAUUCAGUCGGUGCGGCAGACGAAACGGCGGUCAAGCACCGUGCUGCGCGAGGGCUGGAUGGUUCACUUCACCAACAAGGACAACCUCAGGAAGAGGCACUAUUGGCGCUUGGACUGCAAGUGCAUCACUCUCUUCCAAUCGGACACGGGCAGCAAGUACUACAAGGAAAUCCCGCUGUCGGAGGUCCUGCGCGUGGAGGCUGCCCAUAGCUUCACCAUGCUGGGCCCGCAGAGCCGCCCCCACUGCUUCGAGCUCAUCACCUCCACCAUGGAAUACUACGUGGGCGAGAACCUGGGCCUUGCCGCCAAGGUGGAGUCCGGUGCCGACGGCGACGCAAAGGCCGUGAUGCGGCCCAAGGAAGGGGGUGGCCGCGGUGGCUCGAGCCGCGACUACAGCCUGCUCAACUCGGGCCUCGGCGCCGAGGUGGCGCACGCGUGGGAAAUGGCCAUCCGGCACGCCCUCAUGCCCGUCAUGCCACAGCAGCCAGCCAACGCCUCUUCCGCCACGGGCGCCAAAUCACACGCGGAGGUGUGCGUGAGCUUCUCCAUGUCCAACUGCAAGAUCCAGGAGAACGUGGACAUCAGCAGUAUUUACCAGAUCUUCCCCAACGAGGUUCUGGGCUCGGGCCAGUUCGGAGUGGUGUAUGGAGGGAAGCACCGUAAGACUGGGCGCGAUGUGGCUAUCAAGGUGAUCGAUAAGCUUCGCUUCCCCACCAACGAGGAUAGCCAGCUCCGCAACGAGGUGGCCAUACUGCAGAGCCUGCAGCACCCGGGCGUGGUCUACCUGCAGAGCAUGUUCGAGACGGCGGAGCGCGUCUUCGUGGUCAUGGAGAAGCUGCACGGGGACAUGCUCGAGAUGAUCCUGUCCAGCGAACGUGGCCGGUUGCCCGAACGCAUUACCAAGUUCUUCAUCUCACAGAUCCUCAUGGCGCUGCGCCACCUGCACUUCAAGAACAUCGUGCACUGUGACCUGAAGCCGGAGAACGUGCUGCUCGCCUCCUCGGAGCCCUUCCCGCAGGUGAAGCUGUGCGACUUCGGCUUCGCGCGCAUCAUCGGCGAGAAGUCGUUCCGCCGCUCGGUGGUGGGCACGCCGGCCUACCUGGCGCCCGAGGUGAUCCGAAGCAAGCAGGGCUACAACCGCUCGCUCGACAUGUGGUCGGUGGGCGUCAUCAUCUACGUGAGCCUCAGCGGCACCUUCCCCUUCAACGAGGACGAGGACAUCAACGAGCAGAUCCAGAACGCCGCUUUCAUGUUCCCGGCCAACCCCUGGAAGGAGAACUCGCCCGAUGCCAUCGACUUGAUUUCACACCUGCUGCAGGUGAACACCAGGCAGCGCUUCAGUGUGGACAAAUCGCUCAGCCAUCCAUGGCUGCAGGACUUCCAAACGUGGCUGGACCUGCGAACGUUGGAGACGCGCCUGGGCACGCGCUACCUGACGCACGAGAGCGACGAUGCACGCUGGAUGCAGUUUGCGCGCACGAGCAAGACUUGCGUGCCCGCGCACCUUGUGCCCGAGCGCCAGCCCGAUGGGAUCGACUCUGACCCGGAGGAUGCCGAGUCGCAGCGCAUAACGCGCCUCUAACCACCCACGCGCCCACCCACCCGCUCGCUGAACCGCUCGCCCCCCCGCUGGCACGCGGGAAAUGGCAGCACGGACAUUGGCCCUGCACAUCGGUGCGUUUGCAGGAUGUGUCUGCCUGCCUUGCCUGCCAUUUGAACGUUGGGCAGGACCUGCAGCUGCUUGCACGAACAAAGGGAUGAACUGCGAAUUUAUCGCUCUGGCAAGGGCGCAAGAGACAUUGCAAACACACCUUUCACUCGAUCGUUUAUUCUUGAGGGUAUUUGCUCUUUUUUUACAGUACGUUUGUUUUUAGAUUACAAUCCGAAGCAAUCAAAAGCUUAAAAAAAUAAUGUGGA